Molecule: messenger RNA, 1221 nt
Organism: Diorhabda sublineata
Lineage: Eukaryota; Metazoa; Arthropoda; Insecta; Coleoptera; Chrysomelidae
Product: probable replication factor C subunit 1
Exons: 13
Coding region: 34-1149 (371 amino acids)
Source: RefSeq, a predicted model, not a curated record
UUCGACAAACUCGCUGUUGCACAAACUACAACGAUGCCCCAGCAUAAAACCGUUGAGGAAACUGCUACCACAGCAGAGGAAAAUCCCGUAGAAGAAGCUGCGACUGUUGCAAAGACUGUGAAAAAUUCAGAAUCCGGUAACAUCCUCGAUAUCUUCAAUCCUAAUAAAAAAGGUACGGCAACAGGUGACGAUCAACAGCAGCCAGCCAAUAUUUUCGAUUUAUUUAAACCGAAAACGGAUGAUGCCGGUAGUGAUCAAAAAAAGGGUAAAGUUGGCAAACCUAAGGAAGUUUCUAAUUUUUUGGAUCCGUUCCAUUUGAAGGAUAAAAUUGAUAAAAUUGUUGAUAAAACUAACGAUAAAACAACUGAAUCUGAUGAUAACAAGAAAGAUAAUCCCAUCAAUUUGCUCGAUCCAUUUCAUUUAAAGGAUAAAAUUGAUAAAAUUGUUGAUAAAACUAACGAUAAAACAACUGAAUCUGAUGAUAACAAGAAAGAUAAUCCCAUCAAUUUGCUCGAUCCAUUUCAUUUAAAGGAUAAAAUUGAUAAAAUUGUUGAUAAAACUAACGAUAAAACAAUUGAAUCUGAUGAUAACAAGAAAGAUAAUCCCAUUAAUUUGCUCGAUCCAUUUAAUUUAAAGGAUAAAAUUGUUGAUAAAACUAACGAUAAAACAACUGAAUCUGAUGAUAACCAAGACAGUAAUCACCCAAUCCCACCAAAUCCGACUAAUUCUAAGGUGCAAACUAUUUCUAAUGAUACAACUGAUAAUAUUGAAAACAAUAACACAAUUGAAUUCAAGAACACGGAUGAUAAAAAAACUGACGUUAAACCGUUGUUCCCGUCUGACGAUCCGUUUAACUUGAAGAAAACUAUCGAAGACGCUCAACAAGCAAUGAAAGAAAAGGGACUUGGAGGUCUGAUCCAAAGCGUCCAACAAAACGUACAGGCUACUUGUACAGCUCUCUUCGUCGAUGGAGGAGCUCAACAGAUAAUUGAAUCUGUAAUUGUUUGGUUCAAGGACUUGAUGAAAAUCAUCGAAGAAAAAGGAAUACCCGCAGUAAUGUCUCAAGUCGUAGAAAAAAUAAAGGAAAUUCUAGCCAAAUCCAUUAUUGAAAAUAACAAAUGGCCGGCUAAAGCUUUGACGCAAGUUUAAUUAACAAUGUUCAACAGAAAAACUGUUCAAUCUGCUUCAUCUUCUAUUCUAUCAUUAAACUUUUCAAUUUUA